AUGAGUGAAAAUCUUGAUCAAAAUCACAGUGAAUUGAAAAGAGAAAGCAGUAAAUUAUUGAAGCAAUUGUCAAAUCUUAGUACAAUUUCAAUAAAAUCGGAGCCAUCAGUAGUUAAGGUUAAGAAAACGCCACCGAGAAAAUUGCGAUCGUUAGUUAAGAAAUCAAUAAAGCCUCGCGAAGCUGACAGUACUGACUCAGAUGACAGUAAAGUAGAAGAGAACAAAAGAGGAUGGAAAAGUUGGAUGCUGCUUGCUGCUGUUUUCUUGAUCGGGUCUUAUUUUAUUUCAAACAUAAGCAUAAGUAGCUGCGGAUUUUGGGCGACAUAUGAAAACAAUUUCAAUAAAAUUGUUCAUGGUGACGGAAAAUAUUGUUAUCGAUCGAUAGAAAGUGAAAAGAUUGUAGAGGAACUUAAGAAAAACAUAGUAGGACAAGAUGAUGCAAUAAGUUUAAUUAAAGCUAGCUUGAAUUUAGCAAAUCGUGAGAAAAUCAUUCAAAUGGCUUUCAUUGGAGGAACAGGAGUAGGAAAAUCUUUGGCAUCCAACAUCAUUGUUAGCAAUUGGAAAUGGAAGCAUAACACAGUUAACUUCAUUUUUGAUAUUAAUUUUAAUGCUGACCUGCAAGGAAAAGAAGCUUUCGAUGAUGAUUUGAGAAUUGUUACUUCACAUCUCUCUGAUUGCGGCUUCAACUUGAUUGUCAUCGACGACGUUGACAACGAAAGUACUACAAUUAAUAGAAUUGCAAAACUGGAUCGAAGUCUUCAUCGACUUGCUAAACAAAAUCUUUAUAAAAUCGUUUUUAUUGUGAUAUUUAACAAAAAUCCAAAUUCCAUUGAACUAGAAGAGGCUUUAAAUAAUUUUGUGAUAAUUGACUUUCAUCCGUUCACUAAAGAACUUUUGGAGAAAUGCAUUGAGUUUCAUGAAAAGAUGUACAAAGUGAAACUUUCACCGAUUGAAAUAGAUGAACUCAAAAUGAUAAACUAUACAAACUUCGGCUGUAAAACUGUAGCUAAGAAAAUAAAUUUAAUUUCAAAUAAAUAA
Clunio marinus is the source of this 1038-nucleotide messenger RNA. NCBI's taxonomy places the organism in Eukaryota, Metazoa, Arthropoda, Insecta, Diptera, Chironomidae. The record is from the annotation of a GenBank genome assembly.